AUGGCUCCAAUCACUCCUCAUACCGAGCUAGUCACAGUCCGUAUCCCGGAUUUGUUCGUCUCUUUUCUUGCGGAACCUCCCAGGGUUAAUGCCCACUAUAAACAGGUGAAGCCAGAGGCAGAAGCCUGGAUCUCCAAAGUUUGCUCCUUUGACAAGAGAAUGUCAUCUCGUCUAAGCAGAGGAGAUUUUGGUUACUUCAUGGCUAUAUGUGCGCCUGAUGCACCUCGUGCGAAAUACCGGACAUUAGUUGACUGGAAUAACUGGGUAUUUCCGUUCGAUGACAUGUUUGACGAUGGCGAACUUCAAGACGAGCCAAUGGCUGCUACCAUGGUGUUACAGAGUCUUAUGAGUCCAAUGAUUGAAUCUCGCACAACCCCAGGGCAGACUCCUCCCGAGGAAGAUAGACUGCCUAUAAUUCAGGUUCAUGAUACAGUCUGGCAGAGAAUUGUAGAAGGCUCCUCAAGCGGGGUUCAAACGCGAUUCACCAAGGCAAUGACUGAUUAUUGCGCCGGCCUCGUAGUACAAGUCGAGGACGUUUCCGAACGUAGACCGCCAUCCACUCCUGAAGAACUGCUCAAGGCGCGGCAAUUGUCAAUCGGGGUCACUCCGUUGUUUGCGCUAAUCGAGUAUGCGCAUGGAAUUGAGCUACCCGACUAUGUCUUCGAACAUGCAGUCAUCCAGGAGUUCGUGGAACUGGGCAUCGAGUUCUGCGCAAUCACGAACGAUAUCAUGUCUUACAAGAAGGAAGAAGGACAGACGAUUCCUCAUAACCUCGUAGCGAUAGCGAGGAUGAGGGGCCUUGGAGCCCAGGAGGCAUUCGACUAUGUUGGGACCAUGCUGGAGAGCAGGUACGAGCGUUGGGAGAGAGCCAUUGUCGCGAUACCAGAUUGGGGCGAAGAGGUCAACAAGCAUGUGAGGAGCUAUGUCAAGGGUAUCGCCGAUGUCGUUCGUGCUAAUCUGUACUGGAGUUUCAAGACGGAGAGGUACCUGGGGAAGGACGGCGCCACCAUUCGGCAAAGCCGCUGUCUGCAAGUCCUGAAAUCUCCAGGGUAUCUACGUAACAACGCGUUGAUUUCGUGA
Xylaria bambusicola is the source of this 1080-nucleotide messenger RNA. RefSeq names its product isoprenoid synthase domain-containing protein. The coding region runs from base 1 to 1080 and encodes 359 amino acids. The transcript has 9 exons. NCBI's taxonomy places the organism in Eukaryota, Fungi, Ascomycota, Sordariomycetes, Xylariales, Xylariaceae. The record is from RefSeq and is a predicted model, not a curated record.